Molecule: messenger RNA, 4859 nt
Organism: Cynoglossus semilaevis (tongue sole)
Lineage: Eukaryota; Metazoa; Chordata; Actinopteri; Pleuronectiformes; Cynoglossidae
Gene: adar
Product: adenosine deaminase RNA specific
Exons: 16
Coding region: 487-4590 (1367 amino acids)
Biological process (GO): RNA processing; adenosine to inosine editing
Cellular component (GO): nucleolus; cytoplasm
Molecular function (GO): tRNA-specific adenosine deaminase activity; double-stranded RNA binding; double-stranded RNA adenosine deaminase activity
Source: RefSeq, a predicted model, not a curated record
UCAGGAAAAGGAAACACAUUUCACAUUUGUUGUUUUGUGUUCGAUUUUCUAGGCGAUUCUUGUUUGCACGUUUGCAUCACCGUACGACGUAAUGCAAAGAAACUUGCUGUUACGUCAUAGCACCGUAAACUCUUUGUAACUGCUGAAGUUGCUUUCUUGAACGUGGUCUAUUCAAGGCGGAAGACGCUGCACGCUGGAAUACAAUUGUUCUCUGCUUUUAAAAAAAAAAAAAAACUACAAACGGUUUGGAUAUUUACGCAAAAAUGUUACGGUUAUUUAAGUUUUUUAUUCUUCCAAACACCGGAGAACCGUUGAUAACACUUCCCACCGCUGACUCUGGUUUGUUGUUGAUGAAGGUGCUGUGUGCAGCUGGCCUGCCCUGACGUUCUCCCAGGGUAAGCUGUUUUUUUCUUCGUAGAGGACGUACAAGCUGACGGAAGCUGCACAGGCAGCUGCACUGGCCCCCUCCCAUUCAACCCCUGCGAUAUGAGCAGAGGUAGAGGAGGGCCUUCAAAGGAACCCUACCACAGGUACCCUCAACCUAACAUCCAGGCCAAGGAGACUUACAGGCCUGCUCCGACCUCACACUUUGCUCGAGGUGGCCUACAGCAGUUCCCAUAUUUAAGUUGCUACAACAGCCUGGUCCCUCCUGUAGGAUACUCCUCGCACCCAGCUUCCCCUGGUGUCCCCGCCGCCCCGCCUGUUCUCAACCACAAUAGACCCGAUUCCAAAUCUGUGGGUUUCAACAAUUCAGAUCAGAGUCCCCGUCCCAGUCCUGUGUCUAAUUCUUUUCAGGUCCAACAGGCAGAGUUUCUGCGGGGACACUUGUCUGAUGCCCCGAAUUUCAGAACAGGUCUGAGAGGAGGAAGAGGGGCGAGUGUCCCCAGCAGGUCCCCCAGUUCUUCAUAUCAGUCCCAGUCAAGAUACACCAGAUAUCCAAACUCCAACACCGGCUCCAGGAAUAGAUGUGGCUUCAGUCAAGAUCAGCGUACUGCUUUCUCCCCCAGUGGUGAACCUCCACGAGGCACUCAAGUCCACGGUCACCGGGACGUGAACCAUUUACAUGGUCAAAGCAACAGGCAGUACUCCAAAAGGCCGAGGCUCACACAAGGUAACUCUUUGUGUGACAGUUUUCACAGUUUGACCCUGAGUCAGAACAGGCUCAACAAAGAAGAAACAAGAGCUGGGAGACAAUCCAGCAGAUCAUCUUUUUCAGGCGCAAAGAAGGUUACCAUCAUCCUAACACCAGCCCACCAGGAGGAGGUGCACAGAGCAUUGGCUGCUUUGGAACCAGGUGAGAGCAUCUCUGCAAAGGCUUUGGCCAAAAAGCUGCGUCUUCCCAAAAAGAUAGUCAACAAGGCACUCUACGCCUUAGAACGCUCAGCAAAAGCCUCUAAACAAGGAAUCCUCCCCCCUGAAUGGACAGUCUACAGGGAACCUGUUGGAUGUCCAGCCAACUCUGAAGUGAGAAGUCCAGAAUCACAUCAGGAAGUCGCUGGAAAUUCCAAGGCUGAGGUUAAAGUUACAACAGGGGAGAAUAACGGCACAGAGCAGGUCAAAGACGAGGACUCUGACACAGAUUCCACUUCUUCCUACUGCUCUUCUUCGUCGGUGGAAUUCAAAGUGUUCCAGUCUCUUGCACAAGGUCACGGUCAAGAGAGGAAACCUCCCUGCACGGCUGUCUUCACCAGGCAGACGCCACAGCCUUCCACGAUGUCGGACCAAAAGGAACAGAUUUUGCAUUUCCUCUGCGGUUCAGGGGAGGCCACUGCGCUCGUCAUAGCCAAGAAUCUGGGGCUUAAAAAUGCCAAGCACGUCAAUCCGACGUUGUACGCUCUGGAAAAGCAAGGUCAAGUCAGUAAGAACCACGAUGUCACGCCGCACACGUGGGAGCUCUCCACUCACUGCAGAGAAAGAAUGGAGAGGAGCCUCAAAGCAGCGCAGGCCAACCAGGCUGACAUGUGUCGGAUGGAUGUGGCGGUUUCACGAGAGACGCCACAGUCUUCACCGCUAACACUCAUGACGGAUUCUGAAUUGAACACCUUUCCGCUGAAUUGGAAGCCAAAGCCAAGUCACAGCAAAGCAGCAGGGGAAGGAGAUUCCUCCUCCCAGUUCAGGUCACAACACGUCAAAGGCAACGACACAGAGUGGGCCUCUGAUAAUAUUCCUCUGUACCUCAACACCAUUCGCAGAGAGACCGAGGCCGUGAAACAGGCAGCACAGAAUGCCAACUCUGUGGGAACAGUCGCCGUGUCGGUGGCCGCACCGCCGCCGCAGAACCUGCGGGCCAAGUUAGAGGAAGUGAGGCUGAAGAACCCGGUCAGUGGCCUCAUGGAGUACGCCCAAUUUCUGGGCCAGAACUGUGAGUUUCAGCUGCUCGACCAGUCAGGACCGGCCCAUGACCCAAGAUUCCGUAUGCAGGUAAUGCUGAACGGCCAGCUGUUUCCCGUCGUCGAGGCGUCCAGUAAGAAAGUCGCGAAAAAGGACGCUGCUGCCGCCACGCUACGUUUCCUCAUUGCGGAGAUGCAGGGUGAAACCAUGUCUGGGGAAGAUGGAAACGGUGACAGUGGUGACAAAUUCAUAGUUCCAGUUCCAGAAGUCAGUGGGGGACAAGAAGGCAUGGGGGAGAUAUUGGGGUCAAGUAGUGUGGAAGGGAUGGUUGAGGAACCUCGUCAGCCAAUCUCCCGCUCCCUCCCCGGUGGGAAAAACCCGGUGUCUGUCCUGAUGGAGUACGGCCAAAGAAGUGGGAACCCUAUUGAGUUCAUCAUGACUGGCCAGGCCGGCCCACCACAUGACCCCCGGUUCAUGUACCGGGUGAAGGUCGGAGAGAGUUUCUUUGCCGAGGCCUCGGCUCCCAGUAAGAAGGCGGCGCGCCAGCUGGCAGCAGAGGAGGCCGUCAAGGAACUGAUGGCCGAGGGGAAGCUGCAGCUCAACAAGCCCCAGUUGCCCCUCGGCACUUCCAGUAAUAGUGAUGGCAGUUGCGCCGGGGCCACAUGCACACCUCUGCCCCCGCUGACAGCUGACGAGCUGCGAGCGGCUCACGAAGCCGGUGUAGGAGACCUCAUCAGCUACCUGAACAAUAACGCGGUGUCAGGUCUCCUGGAGUACGCCAGAGCCAGAGGCUUUGCUGCGGAGAUCCGGCUCGUGGGCCAGGCAGGUCCGCCACAUGACCCCAAGUUCACCUACCAGGCCAAGCUCGGUGGACGCUGGUUUCCUCCGGUUUGUGCGUCCAACAAAAAGCAGGGAAAACAAGAGGCAGCAGAUGCUGCUCUGAGAGUUCUAAUAGGAGAAGCUGAGAAGGCGGCUCGCACGGGGGAGCUCAUCCCAACUGAGCUUCCAGUGAGUGGCAGCACUUUGCACGACCAGAUCGCCAUGUUGAGUCACCAGCGAUUCAACGCCUUGACCACACGUAUCCAGCACAGCCUUCUGGGACGCAAGAUCCUGGCCACCAUCGUGAUGAGGAAGGGGGAGGGCCUGGGCACUGUUGUCAGCCUGGGAACUGGAAAUCGCUGCGUUAAAGGGGAGGAGUUGAGCCUGAAGGGUGAGACUGUGAAUGACUGCCACGCCGAAAUAAUCGCCAGGAGAGGAUUUCUUCGGUUUCUGUACAGUGAGCUGCUCAAGUACCACGACGGCACAGACGACGGUAUAUUUGAGCCUGGGCUGGAAAACAAACUGCAGAUCAAAUCUGACAUCACUUUUCACCUCUACAUCAGCACAGCACCCUGUGGAGACGGCGCUCUGUUUGACAAAUCCUGCAGUGAGACCGGGGAUGAGGUCGGAGGUCACCAGCCGCUGUUUGAGAACGCCAAGCAGGGAAAGCUUCGAACCAAAGUGGAGAAUGGAGAGGGCACCAUCCCUGUAGAGUCCAGCGCCAUCGUGCCCACAUGGGAUGGCAUCCAGCACGGAGAGAGGCUGCGGACUAUGAGUUGCAGCGACAAGAUCCUGCGCUGGAACGUACUGGGACUCCAGGGGGCGCUACUGAGCCAUUUUUUGCAUCCUAUCUAUCUGAAGUCCAUCACGCUUGGAUAUCUGUACAGCCACGGUCACCUGACCAGAGCGGUCUGCUGUCGGCUGGCCAGAGACGGUGAAUCCUUCUUCCAGAGUCUCCCUCCUCCCUUUACAUUAAACCACCCAGAGGUGGGCAGGGUAAGUGUGUACGACUCCACACGUCACACAGGGAAGACCAAAGAGUCCAGUGUGAACUGGAGCCUUCCAGACCAGCAGAGUGUGGAGGUGCUGGACGGGACCAAGGGCAAACAGGACGGAAACAAAAUGGGGAUUUCCCGCGUCUCCAAACACAACCUGUUCAGUCUCUUCCGCUCUCUGUGCGAGCGGUGCGGCCGCGCGGACCUCCGCUCCGUGCCCUGCUACGCACAGGCCAAAAUGUCCGCCGUGUCCUUCCAGCGCGCGAGGCAGCGUUUCUUCCAAAGCCUCCAGGCCCAGGGCUACGGCUCCUGGAUCAGCAAACCCCUGGAGGAGAAGAGCUUCGAGACGGACGAAAAAGCCUGGAAGAACGGAGUGGGCGUCGCAGUGGAACACGGCGGCAGUAAAAAUGGAGAACCGAUGGAGAUCAAGACGGAGGUGGUGUAGAACUGAGUGACAUGAAGAGAAGAGAAGCACAAACCUGGAGCAGCCGCGCGAGUCGGAGAAGGAAAACCAAACGAUCGGACCGUGGCCGGAGCCUGUCUCCUCUGUUCAAAGUGGAGCAGAUGCUGCUGAGUGAAUGUGACAGAAACUGAAGCAGUGAGUGAAAGGGAGCAAAGCCUGAUGGGUAAAUAGGAUCAGAGCGCACACGUCUACAAUCACAAUCUAGACACAUUCUGUUGAUGCACAAAAUACAUUAAUACACAAAACAAAAA